AUGUUGCCUCUACGCGGAAAGAUGACACCCUCUAAUAUUCGCCCUCUACUCUACUACCACGACAACAGAAUCAUGAUGAAUUUCGUUCGAGACCCCCUUAUCGGUCUGAGCUGGAUCACCAGGACACCAGACCUUCCUCGACUCACUCCAGUCCAAGUCGAAGCGCUCGAUGUUGUACAGGUCAUCGCCGAAACUAACCACUUGGCUCUGAAUAUGCAGCCCGGUGAUUUGACUUUUGUCAAUAACUUCGGUUGUCUUCACGCCCGUGAGGCCUUUGAAGACUCAGACACCCAGUCCCGCUACUUGGUGCGCAUGUGGCUCAAGAACGCCGAGCUGGCCUGGAGCCUCCCUGAAGAGUUGGCCGCUGGGAAUAUACGAGUGUUUGAUAACGAGGAGAUUGACGAGGAUUGGAACAUUGUCUACAAGCCACGCCUCCUAUUCCAGGUCGCAGAAAGGAUGACUCCGUAA
Phaeoacremonium minimum UCRPA7 is the source of this 468-nucleotide messenger RNA. Its product is annotated as putative taurine catabolism dioxygenase protein. Gene Ontology annotation, molecular function: oxidoreductase activity. Lineage: Eukaryota; Fungi; Ascomycota; Sordariomycetes; Togniniales; Togniniaceae. Bases 1 to 468 code for a protein of 155 amino acids. The record is from RefSeq and is a predicted model, not a curated record. The transcript has 2 exons.